AUGGCGGAUCCAGUCACCAUUGGUGCUGCGGUAGGAUGGGGCCUAUCCAUAGUAGGUUGGCUAGCCUCGCCCAUCAUUUCAAGGAUCCUCAACAAAGGUUUCGCCCUCCUCGACUUUGAUGCAGCGGAGAAGCUGAAGACACUUGAUGUACAAGUUUUACAACUGCAGCGGCUGAUGGAAGUAGUGGACGAGAGCAACAGGGUUCGCUUGGAGCCACUUUUAGACAAGCUUAAAUCUGCUUUCUACGAAGCCGAAGACAUCUUGGAUGCUGUUGAGUAUCAGCAUCUCAAGAAGAAGAUCCAAGAUGGCAAGUCUCAAGACAGCAGUGAGAAGAAUGUUCUGCCUGCCACACCAAGAUCCCUCCUUGGGGCUCGUCCCAUUAAUCCCCUCUCUAAGAAAACUAGAGGGGGUUGGAGGGGAUUGAAGGGGAUUUUAACUUGCAAGGGAAUUAGUCCAUCUCAAUUCCCUUCAAUCCCCUUCAAACUCCAUCACAGCCUAAAUGAUAAGGAGAGUGGUGUGCCAAAAGUGGACUUGAAGAAAAGCCUAGAGAAGAUAGAAAGUGCUAUAAAUGAUGCAUGUCAAGUUUUGGCACAACUGAACUUGCCAGGCGUGAGUAAUGAUAGUGGAAGACGGGCUGUUGCUACCAAUUCACGCUGUGCUGUCACAACUGCAGGUCCCCCGCCGCGAGUGAUCGGUCGAGAUCAAGAUCGGGACAAGAUCAUAGCAAUGCUUCAUGAGAAGGAAGACCACUGUCAAGCAAAUAUUGUCAGUGGUACAUGCUAUUAUGUAAUUGGCAUUCAUGGCAUGGCUGGGUCAGGGAAAUCAACACUUGCACAGUGUGUUUAUGAUCAUGAGAAAAAGCAGAAGCAAGAGAAAAUGGAAGGCCAUUUCGAUAUUGUCAUGUGGAUUCAUGUUUCUCAGAAAUUUGAUUUGGAUUCCAUUUUUAGGGAGAUGUUUGAGGGGGCUACAGGGAAAGCAUGCGAUAAAUUCAAUAGUCGCAACGUCCUGAAGGAAAAACUGGAGGAUGAACUGCGUGGGAAAGAGAUUUUGCUGGUACUGGAUGAUGUCUGGUACAACAGUAGGAAUUCAGAAGACCGUGAAGAACUACAAAACUUAAUUUCUCCGCUGAAUGUUGGAAAGGCGGGAAGCAGAAUCUUGGUGACUAGUCGAACUGAAACUGCAUUAGUAUCUCUGGGUGCUGUAAAAGAGAGAUGUAUUCCAAUAUCUGACUUGGAUGGUGAAGUGUUCCUUGAAAUGUUCAUGCAUUAUGCACUUAGAGAUGCAAGGGUAAGUGACCAUGAUCGAAGAAUACUUGAAAUGAUUGGAGAGGACAUUGCAAAAAAGCUAAAGAAAUCACCUCUAGCAGCCAGAACAGUGGGUUCACGACUCCGUCAGACACAAACUGUUGAGUUUUGGAGGAGUCAGAAAGAUCGGGACCUUAUGAAUGAGACAAUGGGAGCUCUGUGGUGGAGCUACCAGUACCUUGAUGAGCAGGUCAGGCGGUGCUUUGCUUACUGCAGUAUGUUUCCCAGAUGA
This is a messenger RNA of Triticum turgidum subsp. durum (durum wheat), 1536 nucleotides long. The record is from the annotation of a GenBank genome assembly. Lineage: Eukaryota; Viridiplantae; Streptophyta; Magnoliopsida; Poales; Poaceae.